This is a messenger RNA of Jatropha curcas, 1818 nucleotides long. Its product is annotated as HVA22-like protein i. NCBI's taxonomy places the organism in Eukaryota, Viridiplantae, Streptophyta, Magnoliopsida, Malpighiales, Euphorbiaceae. The record is from RefSeq and is a predicted model, not a curated record.
UUUACACUUGUCAAGAACUACAACAUUCGGGAAAACGUGAACCGUUCGUUACAAUUUGACGGUGAUUAAAUCAUAAUAAGCACACCAUCCUUGUGUGUGUGGUGCACAAAAGAAGCUCCCUCUAAAUUAAGUAACUCAAAACAAGGUUUAACACAAAUCCGAAGCAAAAGGGAGAGAAAACGAAGGAAAGGAGAAAUUUAAAAAAAAAACGACACAAAAGACUGCUGUUAUCACCUCACUCUCUCUUGUUCGGCUUAGUCUCUAUCUCGACGCCGACAUCGUAACGGUUCGCCGUCCCAUUUCGGCGAAACCGAUCCUUCCGCACGCUGGAGAUCUUCAAGAACUCAUCGGCGAUUUGUUGAUCUCUCUCAACCUUUUCUCUUCAGUGCUCUGAUUAUCUCUCAUUUUUUAUAGUGUUAAUUUUCUAUUUGCUUCGUAUCAUUCCGGGAUAAUAAGAAUAAUAAUCAUAAUUAUCAAGAGCUGGGGUGAGUUUUCAAGACUUGGUGGAUUUUAAAUUCAUCAUCAUUUGGUUUCUGGUGCACAUUAGGAAUAUAAAAUGAUUGGAUCAUUUCUUACAAGAGGACUUGUGAUGAUUUUUGGCUAUGCUUAUCCUGCCUAUGAGUGCUACAAAACUGUUGAGAAGAAUAAGCCAGAAAUUGAGCAUCUUCGAUUUUGGUGCCAGUACUGGAUUUUGGUGGCUGUGUUGACUGUUUGUGAGAGAAUUGGGGAUGCUUUUAUUUCGUGGGUUCCAAUGUACAGUGAAGCUAAGCUCGCAUUCAUCAUAUACUUGUGGUACCCCAAGACUAAGGGAACUACUUAUGUGUAUGAUUCUUUCUUCAAACCAUAUGUUGCAAAGCAUGAGAAUGAAAUUGAUCGCAGUUUGUUGGAACUAAGAACGAGAGCUGGAGAUAUGUUUAUUUUAUACUGGCAGAGGGCUGCAAGCUAUGGUCAAACAAGAGUUUUUGAUAUUUUGCAAUAUGUUGCUUCACAGUCAACAACACCAAGGCCUCGUGCUGCUCAGCCACAGCAAGGUACUAGGACUCGCCAACCUGCUAAUGCUCCAACCCGCCAACCUUCUACUACUUCCAACUGUCAGCCAGCUGUGCAGCAACCAGAGACUGAAGAACCUCCAUCCCCCACUUCUAGCACAUCUUCAAGUCGGCACCAAGCGGAGGUAAACGAAGAGGUAAUUCCUGCACAAGCACGAGAAGCAGCUCCUCCCGCAGCAGCUUUAAUUGGUCCAAAAGCUCCUACCGCACCUUCCAAUGCUCAAAAAACAAAUGCUUCUGAAACUUCCAGCCAGCCUUCAUCAAGCAAGGCAGAGGCAAUGGAGAUUGAAGCUGAACCUUCAAAAAAUGAAAAUGCAAAUCCUCCUCCAAAAGACACUAACAUGGACGAAGCCAUUCGGAGAACAAGUGCCAGAUUGAGGAAAAGCCGAUCUGCACCAAAAACUUAAUGACCAUAUUAACCUUUCCCAAAUUUAGAUUACGAACUAGCAGUUAAUCAUUAAAAUGGAUGGUGGUGGGUCUUGAAUCAUUGUUAUUGACAAUGAUGUAAAUUUGUCGUCUUCUGUGUUCUUAUUCCAUUUGUUGCUUUAUUUUUUGAACAUGACUUGCUAGAUGAAAAGUGUUGGGUGAUGGAGCACAAUUUAUGCAACUUUGGAAAUGAUAAAGUUGGAAGGGCCAAAUUGAGGUAUAAAGUUUGGAAGUAUACUUUUGGGGUCUCUUGUUAUGCCUAUAUAAUUCUAGAUCUGUAAUGUGGCUGUGUAAGAUGAAAUCAACUGUUAUCUUCAACAAACAGAGUUUGUAUAUAGUUUAA